AGCGGCCAUACCUGAGAGGUCAGGUAGGUAUCCGUAUCACGCAGAGCGGUAACGUGGGCCCCGCUCAGGACCUCACUGCCGCGUUCCUGGCCACUGCACCUGCGCAGAUGCGACGCGAGCAUGGCACAGGACCAGUCGCCUAGCCGCUCCAUCGCUCCCAUAUAUCAUGUGCCUCGGGGACGCAUUGUGGCUGUAGAGCACCCGUGCAUCGUGAAGAACUUCGAUAAUGGCUUCAAGUCGUUCGGCGGCGAGGCGCAGCUCAAGCACGUUCUCGAGCAUCACGUUGGCGACUCGAAGCUCAGCAACAAGCAAAAUGAGCUUCCGGAACCCACUGCCGGCGUCUCGCUCAGGCCCGGCGAUCCAUUCGCCAAGAAGCUGACAUCUACUGGCAUACCGACGAGGAACUUGCUCGUCAAGGUGACUGUGCCGAAACGGACUGGACGAAAGCGGAAACGUGGCUCUGACGAGCCCUUCUCCGAUGCUGAACAACCAACAGCACAACCAGCGGGGAGCGUUACUGGGCCGGACCUGCUAGAACGACUUCGACAGCAUGAGAGUGACUAUACCAUCGAGGCUGUCGGCCUCUUGCGCGAGACGCAUCGAUUCCGAGCACUCCCAGACUUUCAGUUGCGCAGCGGCGGCCUUCCAGUCAUGCAAGAACUGCGAGACCAUGUCUUCACGCCCGAUUAUGAACGGCUGUCGCAAUUCGACGUAAAUCUGUCAGGCUCUGCCUAUCGAGGCCAGUAUCCAGGUCCGCCCAGCUUUACCAGUUUCGACAUGCCACAUAAGUAUGAAUACCAGCAGGCUGCAGGGGUGGUCUUUGUGCAAGACGACGAUGGCCAGAUCAUGUCUAAGAACAUCGCGGCACCGGUCAAACGAGUGACAUGGGGCUUGCCACCGGAUAUCGACGAAGUACCACAGGGCCCUCCAAUAGAGCUGCCGCGACGUAAUCCGGGUGGUGAAAUGCUUCCUCGUGCAGUAAGGGACUUGGCGAAGAUAUUGGAGGAACGCCCACUUGUCACGAAGCGAGUUGCACUCAACUCCAUGCCAGUCACGAGUGAGAGUAUCUUCAAAGAAGCCACGCAAUACGUCGGCUACAGCUUCAAAGCUGGGCCGUGGAAAGACAGCCUCAUUAAAUACGGCGUCGAUCCUCGAAAAGACCCCAAAUACCGUCACUACCAGACACUCAUGUUUCAGUUGGAUGCUCAUGCCUUCAAAGACGUCCACAGCCAUGAUAGACCGUCCUGGAAGCAGAACGAAACCAACACUACCUGGGCGAGACCACUUCGUCACACCAAGGACGCCCCAUCGACACACAUCUUUGAUGGUAAGAGCAUCACAGCGAAUGGAAAGACAUGGCAGACGUGCGAUGUGCACGACCCGGUAGUCCUCAAGCUUCUGCAGACCGACGAUCUCCCAACGGAGUGUGACGUCUAUCAGUGGGGUUGGUACCAUAACGGCACGAUGGCAAAAGUGCGAACCAUCAUGAAGGACAAAAUGAAGUACCUAUUCGCGAAGCAAGAACCACCACACGCAGACUACGAAAUUUUGGCAAGAUUGCCUGACAAGAUCUCGCGAGCCAACAUCAAAGACGCGAUCCUCAACUCACGAGAGUACAACAAUCACUGCAUGAUGAUGGCGACUGAAGUGCGAAAUAUUAUCAAGUCCGGUGAGGGUGGCAACGCAAGAAGUACGAAGAGCAUGUGGGAGCGAAGAGCAAAGGGUAUGAGUGUCGAUAACGAUGACAGGGAAGACAGUGACAAUGACAACGAUCCGAGUGAAGAUCUUCGGAAUAUUGACACCGGAAACGACAUCGAUGGUGACUUUGCGGAGGACACAAUGGAAUUCGAGCUCGAUCCAGCGUUGCAGCGAGCAGGAGAGCGGACUGCCGCGAUGGAGGACAGGGACACGUUAGAGGAUGCUUAGGUAGCCACCUAGUACCUGUUCAUAUAUGCGAG
Molecule: messenger RNA, 1958 nt
Organism: Sphaerulina musiva SO2202
Lineage: Eukaryota; Fungi; Ascomycota; Dothideomycetes; Mycosphaerellales; Mycosphaerellaceae
Exons: 2
Coding region: 121-1926 (601 amino acids)
Biological process (GO): transcription initiation at RNA polymerase III promoter
Cellular component (GO): transcription factor TFIIIC complex
Source: RefSeq, a predicted model, not a curated record